AUGAUGAAUAUGCCUCAAAAUAUCGUUAUUUGGAUGCUCGGUUUUAUUUUACUCGUGGAGGGCCAAAAUAUAACUACAGAUGUACCUAAACAAGAACUAUAUUGUCCACAGUCGUGUACCUGUGGAGAAGGCAGUAAUUUACCGAGAAUUUACCAACCAUUCGCUGAUAUACGCCAUAUUUACUGUGUUUGGACUAACGAUUCAUUAAAUUUUACAGAAGAAAUUACUAUGGCAACAGAAAGCGAUCAGUCUACAGCCUAUGAUAUUCAUAUUAAAUGUUAUGGUGAUACUGAUAUAGUGUGGACUUCAUCUGAUUUUCUUCAGAAAACAUUCGCAGUUCGCAUGUUUAAUUGUAAUAUUAUUAAUGAUGGUCUUAUUUUAUUCCCAACUGACUCCAUAACUAAGAUAUUUGUGUUAGAUACAUUGCGUCCUGCUGACGUUGACAAAUUUCAAUUUCAGGGUUUUAAAUCGGCAACUGUAUUCCAAAUCUCAUAUAGCAAUUUAAAUAGAAUUCCAAACCUACCCUUCAUGCCAAGUUUAUUAGUAUUGACACUUGAGGGAAAUAACAUUACCGAUUUAUCCUGCGACUUGUUUUAUAAAAAGAUUUGUUUAAUGUGUAUAGUUGAAUUAAGUUCUAAUUCACUAACUUCUAUUCCUAACUGUCCUUCCUUCUCAUCGACAAGGUUUGGAUCACCAACAUAUAAUUUCGGAAAUAAUAAACUUAGUGAUAUUAGCUAUAUUGGUAAUCUGGAUAUGACACGGGUAGAUUUAUCAUACAAUCAAAUAUCACAUUUACCCAAUUUUACAAAAUUCAAUUUAUUUAAUUUGACAGUGAGCCAUAAUUCUAUCAAGGAAAUUAAACGAAAUUCCUUUCCUUCCAAUAUCAUGCUAAGAUACCUUGAUCUAAGCUAUAAUCAGAUUGAAACUAUAGAAACUGCAGCCUUCUCAAAUUUAUUAAAUCUCAAGGAAUUGUCAUUAAACGGGAAUAAUUUAAUCAUAUUUGAUAGCAGACACUUAUCACCAACUUAUUAUGUCAUUGAUGUCGAUUUGCGAUCAAACCAACUUGAGUAUCCACCAUUUCAAGACGGUCGACUUCCAGAACCUCCCAGUUAUCUGAAAAUACGAGCUGCAGAAAAUCCAUAUAUUUGCGAUUGUACGACAAACGAGUUGAUGACUCAACAAUCUGUACAGCAGAUUUUCUCUGAUACAAACUUGAUGAAAUGCCAAAGACCUACAAGACUACAGAAUCAAUCUGUGGUAUCUUUAAAUCUUACCGACUCGUGUCCGAUAGUGAGGAAAUGUCCAGUGUCGUGUGUAUGUGACUAUAAUAGAAUCUCAGAUAUUACUUCUAUCGUUUGCAGCAAUAGAACCUUAUCAGCCUUACCACUGGACUUGCCUGGGGGAAAAUUGAACCUAAAUUUGACUUCUAAUAUGAUAAAUAUACUUGAUAAACGUGAUUAUUUCCCCAGGAUCGUUGAGCUAGAUCUAAGUUAUAAUGAGAUUAGUAAUAUAUCUAGCACAGGGCUAACCUUAUUGUCUAAUAUACUAACACUGGACCUCACUAACAAUAAUAUAACUUCUUUACCUAGAUCUAUAACACAAGUUCCAUUCUCUUCUACAACACAGAUCUACGUAUCAUCUAAUCCAUGGCUUUGUUCUUGUGAUUUAUUAUGGUUUGCUCAAUGGUUGGGAGAAAAGAACUCAUCAAUAAGUGAUAAAGACCAGCUACGGUGUAAUUUUCUGUCCAUUAAUGUUAUUGAUAUCACAGAAGAUAACUUUAAGUGUAACGUCCAGCUGAAAACGUAUCUGUAUUAUUUGAUAACAAUAUUAUUAUUAAUAAUUAUCUUUUUUGUAUUUCUCAUUAUUAAAUGUAGAUAUAACGCUAAGGUAUUAUUAUAUACUCGGCUUCGUAUUCAGUAUUUCGCUCCACCUAUUGUCAGCGAAAAGCUGAAAGAAAAUGAUGUAUUUAUUGUUUAUGAUGAUGAAGAUAUAACUUGGAUGAAGUAUGUUUUAUUAAAACGACUAGAAGAUAUUGAAAAACCUGGUUAUAAAACGGUUAUUAAAGAUAGAGAUUUUCUACCCGGUUUAGAUGAAAAUGAAAAUGUUAACGAUGCUAUCUCUAAUAGUUAUUGUACUUUAUUUAUAUUUUCCGACAAUUUUCUACAAAAUGAAUGGUGUCUUUAUAAUUUUCAUUGUGCUUAUGAACAUAUGUUAAAGGAAAAAGAUAUAAAAAUUGUGAUAAUUUUAAAAGAUAAGAUAGAUGUUGAUAAGUUAAACGACGAUUUGAAAGCUUAUUUUAAAACUCAUACAUAUCUUGAAUUUAAUGAUACCAUAUUCUGGGAUAAGCUAUUAUAUGUUUUACCCAAAAACUCGCAUAUCAUACCGCACGAAAACUAUAUUAUUGUUUGA
Lottia gigantea (owl limpet) is the source of this 2409-nucleotide messenger RNA. RefSeq lists its product as hypothetical. Gene Ontology annotation, molecular function: transmembrane signaling receptor activity; protein binding. The coding region runs from base 1 to 2409 and encodes 802 amino acids. The transcript has a single exon. Gene Ontology annotation, biological process: immune response; toll-like receptor signaling pathway. The record is from RefSeq and is a predicted model, not a curated record. NCBI's taxonomy places the organism in Eukaryota, Metazoa, Mollusca, Gastropoda, Lottiidae. Gene Ontology annotation, cellular component: membrane.